AUGACAUUCACAAGUCGUUCUACUGCUAGGACUAAGGAGGAUGCAAAUUUAGAUCGAAAUUUUGAUACGGAGGAAGAUGAUGUGGAAUAUAACGAAUCCGAAGAUGAAGAUUAUGAUCCAACCAAGGAUAAUUCGGAAGAUAAUAAUAGCCAGUCACAUGACAUUAAUCAACGUGUCAAAGGAUCUUCCGAACAGGAGGACAUUACAGAAGAUGACCGCAAGGAAAUGAAAAAGUAUAAAAUGAUUGAGUCGUCCAACGGCGGUUUAGUUAAAACUCGACACCAGCGUGAACAAGAAAUUGAAAGAAGCAAAAAUGAAAAAUGGCAACAUUCCAUGAACAAAUCUAAAAAGGGAGGUAGUCUGGACAUUGAUUCUAUUUGGGCAGAGCUUCAAGGCAAAUCGCAUGAAGUUCUGGCACGAAAGAGAUCGCCCUCUUUAGAUUCAACAGUGGAGACCAACGUCUCUAGCAAUAUUAAAACACAACGUGUAUCUGCCCCUUCACUGGCCAAAGAACCGCCUAGAAAGAUCAAAAUCAAGCGUACAUAUGAAUUUGCCGGAAAGGUUGUAACAGAGGAAAAAUGGGUUGAUAGCUCGUCACAAGAAGCACGUGCACAGCUCAAUUCUUUAAAGCUCGAGGGAGUUAGUAAGAAUUCGGCUGACAAGCCAAAGUCAGCCACUAAAAGAAAGCUUAAUAGCCAAAGGCAACACCCUAAACUUCGGAGAAAGCGAAGAAGGCCCGGCUUGUUAGAGGCUGUCAUCAAUGGGUCUUCUGCAGCCAAAAUUUCAACAUUGGAGAAGUCACGAUUGGAUUGGGCCAAGUAUGUCGAUAAAGAAAAGAUACAUGAGGAGCUUAAAUAUAAAAACAAAGCCGGCUAUCUCGACAACCAAGACUUUCUGAACAGAGUGAAUACUCGUCAGGAUACCCUUUAUAGGGAUGCAAAGGCAGGCGCUCGGAAAAAGCAGUAA
Brettanomyces bruxellensis is the source of this 966-nucleotide messenger RNA. RefSeq lists its product as uncharacterized. The record is from RefSeq and is a predicted model, not a curated record. The coding region runs from base 1 to 966 and encodes 321 amino acids. NCBI's taxonomy places the organism in Eukaryota, Fungi, Ascomycota, Pichiomycetes, Pichiales, Pichiaceae. The transcript has a single exon.